Molecule: messenger RNA, 2360 nt
Organism: Durusdinium trenchii
Lineage: Eukaryota; Dinophyceae; Suessiales; Symbiodiniaceae
Source: the annotation of a GenBank genome assembly
GUGGGAUCAAGGCAGAUAGUCUUUGCCGUGAGCAGCCAUGGCGAGUCCCACAAUGAGAUUGUUCAAUACCCUGCUGGUCACGAUGGUGGCCAUUCUGGUAGGCUUCUUCUGCGUUCGCUUGCAACUGAUAACGCCAGAGGAAGGCCACCUGAAAGGCAUCGGCUUCUUUAUUGGUUCCCUGGUCUUUCCCUUGUUGAUUUUCAACACUGUGGCCACUGCGGAGUUGCACUCCGUGAACUACGGGGUCAUUGGAGCCUGCAGCCUGGGCAAGAUCGCUGUGAUGGUGCUCACCUGGCUCUUGGCAUAUGCGGUCUUUCAACCCCGCAGGUCUCGCGGACAGCGGAUCUUGACCGCCACCGUCUUCGCCUUCUUCGCAGUGGCCUCCAAUGACUUCGCCAUCGGCUUCCCAGUGAUUGAUGCCUUGUAUGAGAAGGACAUGUCCAUUUAUAUCACCGGGAACGCUCUUGUUGGCUCCUUCGUCUUCAUCCCCUUGACCAUGAUCGCUUUUGCGAUCGGUGGGGCCAUCAGAACUGGAACUGGGCAGAGCUACUGCCAAAUCUUUACCAAUAUCCUAUAUGACUUGGCAACGAAUCCUGUGAUCUUCAUGACUUGUGCUGGUUUGCUCUUCAAGAUCAUCUUUGGCAAUAGUCUGGUUGAAGAAAAUGGAAAAAUCCGACUACCACAUCCUCUUUCUGACUUUAUUGAUCUCUUUACAGCACCCUUCGGCAUGUCAGCUCUUUUCCUCACAGGCACUUCCUUGAGAACUCCUCGCGUCUCUGUCUGGGCUGUUGGACUGGUCUUGAUGAAGGUGGUGGUUUGCGCAUAUUUGAGCUAUACCUUUGGUACCGCUUUGGUGCGCGGAGGAGGUGACAUCAAGGUUCUGCACGACUUCACCUAUUUCUAUGGCGCCAUCCCCACCAGCAGCGCACCCAUCGUCUUCGCGUCUCAGUUCGACCCCGAAGCCGCUGAGCUGAUCGCCACAGCAGUGCUUUUCGGUCUCAUCCUGGCUGGGCCCAUCAUGUUCAUCACGGCCUAUUCACUGAAUGAACAAGAUGCUGAUUCAGGUCUAUACACUUUACGACAAGUGCAAUUCAGUGCAGAUGCCGCCGGCAUUUUCUGCGGUCUAUUCUUCGUUGGCUGUCUUGCAUUGGUGCGCCAGUAUUGGUGCUUCACAUGUCCUGCUAAACAACUGCUUGCAUUCUACGGGACGGUCUUGAUGGUCUACGCUGCGGUAUCCUUUUCUGUGAAUCCCAUCAUUUCUGCCACAUCCUGUGAUGCCUUCAAUGAGAUGCAUUUGCAAACGCCAUGGGUUAUCGCCUUCAGUUGGCUACAGAACAGUGCCUCGAUUAUGCUAUUGGUGCUACAGGCGAUGUAUGCUUGUGGACCGGUGAGGUCCUCCGAUGCACCGAUGGCGGGCCUGGUCAUCGUUUGCCUGUGCCUCGCACUAGCACUGCUGCCCUCCUUCUUUGCAACACCCAACACCAUCAACGAGAUUUGCAACCACGAGGAGAUCGGAUCUCUGGAGCUUUGCCUCAACGUGGUGUGGUCUGGUCUCAAACUGUUGAUCGCUUCGUCCCUGGCGAUCUACGCUCUCUGCUUCCGCCGCCCGGGGCUCCACCGAAGCGACGAGACCGAGACCGAGACCGAGAGCUCCGACGAUUCCUGCGAGGCCGGGCGAGGCCGCGCGACCUUCUUUGACCCGAACCUGCAAGGUGAGGCCCACUUGUGCAUGCGCUCCGUAUGGAACAUGUUGUGUAUGUGCGGCUCAGGUGUCAGAGAUUUGGCAAAGCUCUAGUCUUGCCGUGGAUUGGCAGCAUCUUGUACCAGGAGGUAUCAUUCUCACGAUCACCAUCAUGAACAUCGUGAAAAUCCUGACGCAAGUCAUCAAUGCAGCCUUAGUGCAUUUCGCAUCCAACAAGAACGUAGGAAGCUUUGCCUCCAUGCUUCUGCUGGAGAGCGCCCUGGAGCACUCUCAGCCCAUCGUGCUGCUAGCGGCACUCUUCUUUGACGCGAACUUCACCGGGCUGCUGCUGAAAAUUAUCCCGGGACUCUUCCCGCGGUGUUGUCGAUCCAACCAACGCACUUCAAGCACUUGGAAAGGUUGGUCUUUGGUGACACAGCCAGAUCCCAAAGAUUGUGAGGCACCAGAGUCUAGUCCGUGCGACGAGCGCAAUGUGUAAAGCUUGGGCCGGGCCAUUGAAGCCCUCAUGGUCGUGAAGAACGUUUUGAAGUUGCGCACACUCCGUCCUUCUCACCACUUCCCUCACUGCAGUGCAAAAGACACUCCCGCAGAUAGUUAUAAAUGAUGCAGAAUCCGACGUGAAGUCCGGAAUCACUCUGGAAUGGCUAAGAUGGGAAAA